This is a messenger RNA of Paramormyrops kingsleyae, 2266 nucleotides long. Its product is annotated as gap junction beta-7 protein-like. NCBI's taxonomy places the organism in Eukaryota, Metazoa, Chordata, Actinopteri, Osteoglossiformes, Mormyridae. Gene Ontology annotation, biological process: cell-cell signaling. The record is from RefSeq and is a predicted model, not a curated record. Gene Ontology annotation, molecular function: gap junction channel activity. Gene Ontology annotation, cellular component: connexin complex.
UAACAGGAAAACAGCCCCCACACAAACUCGGACGCUGCAUCACUAAAGACGUGAGACUUACGCCAGGUUUUUAUUGACCCAGUGGCCAGGAUGACUCAGCUGUAAACUCCUGCGGAUGGUCCUGCCUCGUUCCCAUCCUGCCUGCGGGGGCCUAAUUCAGGGGGCUUUCAGGCCAUGAAGAACAUGCCAGGUCCACUUUAGAGGCGGACAGCAACGGCGGCCCUUCCAGCGUGCCCCACAAGCACUUAGAACUGCAGUGUGCACUCCAGUCUCACCGAAUUCAUCCCCGCGGCUCCUCUUUCUCUCCGGCGUGCGUAAAGAGUCGCCCAUUAUAAUGACACAGCGGCAGAUAUAUUCAAGAAUGACAUGCCCUUCAGAGCCAUGAUGGCAGGGACACUCAUGCGGAGUGUGCAAGACGGAGUGGGGAGGGUAUAACGCAAGUUGGCAAUACCGGUGUGGACCAGGCACCCAGGCGCCUUCCAGCAGACGGUAAACAGUGGUACAGUCCCAGGGACAGAGGCUGACAGGAGACCAAGUUAGAAUCAGCGGCGUGAAGCUCAUCACUCCAUCUUCCCGGGUCCCCCUGGUCCAGCUGUCUCUGCACACUGUUCACCACACGGUGCCUCCCCAUUGAAGAGAUGAGACACACGUCCCGUCAGGUUACACUGCUCUGGCGUACAGGGCAUGACAGUCUAUCGCUGUGUCUCCGUACUGGACUCCGCGCUGAAGUUCGCUGGCGAGCUCACCCUCAAACACCAAGGCAGGUGUUUGCAAAUGUGUGAAAGAAGAGGAACAGACUAGAAGGAUCAGCUAAUCGCCCCACCACCCCCCAGCCGCUGAGAUGAACUGGACUUCCUUGUGGGGCCUCAUCGGUGGGGUGACCCAGCACUCCACGGUGCUGGGUCGGGUCUGGUUCUCCCUGGUCCUCAUCUUCCGGCUGCUGAUCUUCGUGGUGGUGGCUCAGCAGGUGUGGAACGACGAGACCACCCAGUUCACCUGCAACACAGCUCAACCGGGCUGCCGUAACGUUUGCUACGACAGAAUGUUCCCGGUUUCGCCGGCACGACUCUGGGCCCUGCAGCUCAUCGCCAUCAUCUGCCCCUCACUCAUGGUCUCCGCGCACAUCAAGUACCGCCAGGAGAAGGACAAGCGGUUCUCAGCGGCCAACAGGGGGGUUCACCUGUACGCCAACCCCACCAAGAAACGCAGAGGCCUCUGGUGGACCUACCUGUUCAGCCUCUUCCUGAAGGCCGGCUUCGACAUUGGCUUCCUGUACGUCUUCUUCCACAUAUACCGCUACAACAUACCGCAACUCUACCCGUGUUCCCUGGAACCCUGCCCCAACACGGUAGAUUGCUUCAUCUCCAGGCCCACUGAGAAGAAGGUGUUCAUCAUCUUCAUGGCGGUCUCCUCGGUCGUCUGCAUCCUGCUGUGUCUCUGCGAGAUUUGCUACCUAAUGUGCCGCUGCUGCUGGAACUGGGAGCGCAUCCUCAGCCGGAGGGCAGAGGGUCACGACCCCACAGUCACCGCAGAGACCCAGCUAGCCACUCAGCAGCAAGCCUCCGGCAAGCUGAUCUUCCAGCACAAUGACAUCGUCACGGAGCAUGAUUCCAGCACCAGCAAAAAGCUGUAGGUAUGGAGACUGACGCAAACUGCCCGUUCCUCCGUCAGUUACACACGGGGCUUAACCGGCCAGGCUAGCGAGGAAAUGCCCAGGAAGCAAAGGACACCCACCAAGGUGGAUGGGGUACCGGGACACACACACAAUAUUGGCAGCUAAAUCUCACCAAUAAGGUUAAAUGUCUUUGGUUUGUGGGAGGAGCUUCACAAGAAAGCUUAAUAGAAUUCAAAGCCAUAUCCCCAGCAAUGAUGCCAUUCACUGUGCCCCAUCAAUCUGGAAUCUGAAUUACAGUCACUGAAUUACCGGGGGCUUGGAAUGUUCAUGGAAAUGUUAAAUAAAAAUAACGGAACACUGGAAUGCAUCUUAGGGGAGACAUUCAAACAUUUGCAUUCUUUGUAGUCAUUGUAUGUGGCUGGAUAAUCACAAGAGAAAUUUCUCAACAGCUACAACAGCAAAAUUAGCUGUUUUAAUGACAGUUAUUGCACAAGAGGAGACAUGAUUUGGUCAUUCCUUUGGCACUCCCAUGUCUGAGCAUCAUCUGGAUAUGUUUAUGACAAACUUCAAUUACUUUGUAUAUGUUUUGUAUAAUAUAUUUAAUCAAAAUGUUGAAUAAUAGAAUAAAACAGGAAUGAAAGCACAUUUUAA